Messenger RNA from Sordaria macrospora k-hell, 1104 nucleotides. RefSeq lists its product as uncharacterized. NCBI's taxonomy places the organism in Eukaryota, Fungi, Ascomycota, Sordariomycetes, Sordariales, Sordariaceae. Gene Ontology annotation, biological process: cytoplasmic translation. The record is from RefSeq and is a predicted model, not a curated record. Gene Ontology annotation, molecular function: GTPase activity; GTP binding. Gene Ontology annotation, cellular component: cytoplasm.
AUGUCGACCACGGUGGACAAGAUCAAAGAGGUCGAGGCCGAAAUGGCCCGAACUCAGAAGAACAAGGCGACAUCCUACCAUCUCGGACAGUUGAAGGCCAAGCUCGCCAAGCUCAAGCGUGAGCUGCUCACGCCCUCGGGCGGCGGCGGCGGCGGUGGUGCUGGUUUCGACGUCGCCAGAACCGGUGUGGCCUCGAUCGGUUUCAUCGGCUUCCCCUCGGUCGGAAAGAGUACGCUGAUGAGCAAGCUGACGGGCCAGCACUCUGAGGCGGCUGCGUACGAGUUCACCACGCUUACGAGUGUGCCGGGUCAGGUUACUUAUAACGGUGCCCCCCUACAAAUCAUCGAUUUGCCCGGUAUUAUCGAGGGUGCCAAGGACGGCCGUGGUCGUGGUCGCCAGGUCAUCGCCGUCGCCAAGACGUGCCAUCUCAUCUUCAUCGUGCUGGACGUCAACAAGCCUCUGACCGACAAGCGCGUCAUCGAGGCCGAGCUGGAGGGCUUCGGCAUCCGCAUCAACAAGGAGCCGCCCAACAUCACGUUCAAGAAGAAGGACAAGGGCGGUCUGAACAUCACCAGCACGGUGCCCCUUACGCACAUCGACACCGACGAGAUCCGCGCCGUCAUGAGCGAGUACAAGAUCUCAUCCGCCGACAUCGCCAUCCGCUGCGAUGCCACCAUUGAUGAUUUGAUCGACGUGCUCGAGGCCAAGUCGCGCUCUUACAUCCCUGUUAUCUACGUUCUCAACAAGAUCGAUGCUAUCUCCAUUGAGGAGCUUGAUCUGCUGUACCGUAUUCCCAACUCGGUGCCUAUCAGCUCCGAGCACGGCUGGAAUAUUGAUGAGUUGAUGGAGGCCAUGUGGGAGAAGCUCAAGCUCGUGCGCGUGUACACAAAGCCCAAGGGCAAAAUGCCGGAUUAUUCGGCUCCCGUUGUGUUGAGGAGCAAUAGGUGCACGGUUGAGGAUUUCUGUAACACUAUCCACAAGACUAUCGUGGAUCAGUUCAAGGUUGCUAUUGUGUACGGAAAGUCCGUCAAGCAUCAGCCUCAGCGUGUCGGUCUCAGCCACGAGUUGGCGGAUGAAGAUAUCGUCACCAUCAUCAAGCGAUAA